AUGGCAGACAUGAGCGCCGCCGUCACCGCGCAGGUCCAGCUCCGCGACGAGGAGCACCACCACCACCAAGACCGCCUCCGCCACGCCUUCCUCGCCGUCGAGCAUGCCUCACGCGAGGUCGGACGUGCCGGCAACGCCUUCGACAUAGCCCGGCGCGACCUCGACAUGGCCCUCGAGCAACAGAACAUCACCAUCGCGGCGCUGAAGACACUUCUGGACGCCGAUGGGGUUGAGGUGCAGCCGGUACAUCUUGACGAACCCGAGGUCCCUACGCGCGAGCGAGACUCCUACCUCCCGCAGCUCUUCGGUAUGCUUUCGAAUUUCAGCAUCUUUAUGGUUCUACAUGUCGCCCACACGUUCAUUCUUCUCGGCUACUUCCUCACGCAGGGAUGCUUCAAUUUCUUCAAACAUCUUCGAAAUGUCUGA
Colletotrichum chrysophilum is the source of this 426-nucleotide messenger RNA. RefSeq lists its product as uncharacterized. The record is from RefSeq and is a predicted model, not a curated record. NCBI's taxonomy places the organism in Eukaryota, Fungi, Ascomycota, Sordariomycetes, Glomerellales, Glomerellaceae. Bases 1 to 426 code for a protein of 141 amino acids. The transcript has 2 exons.